AAAGUUUUAGCACUUAGUCAAUGAACAGACGUCGUGUGAUGUGAAUCUUUAAAAAUUAAAGUGCAAAAAUCAUUCACAGAAAUACAUUAAAGCGAAUCUUAAAGUUUAAAACAAAAAAUUGAAACGGUCCACCAGACCUUACGUGUUGUGACAUUUUUUUUGUAAAACUAAAAUUAAAUGAGAAACAUUAAUGACAUGUCAAGGAUAACAGUUGCUGCAAUACUUUGCUUGGGAUUAUUGGCCUACGAAGGAUAUGCGGCUAAUUCAAAAGAACAAGUGAAAAAGCAACCACAACCACAACAGCCACAAUCUUCUAAUAAAAAACAAGUUGAACAAAAAGCUCCACAGGCGAAGCCAUUCAAUGGAAAAUGUGAAGAGAAGAAUGGUCGCUAUACUGUAGCUGGACAAUGCGAUGCAUAUGUGGAAUGCCGAGACGGUGAGCCUGAAGAGAAACUUUGUGCGGAUGGUUUGGUAUUCAAUGACAAAGUUGAUUUGUUCACAUUUCCUUGUCAAUAUCCGAUAGACGUUGAUUGUUCAUCUAGAGGAAAACUUCAACCACCUCAAGCCACAGAAGAAUGCCCACAUCAAUUUGGUUAUUUCCGUCUGGGAGAUGACACCGAUUGCGGCCAUUUUAUGAACUGUGCUGAUGGUCGCGGUUACACCUUCGACUGUCCCGAUGGUUUGGCUUUCAAUCAAGAGACAUAUCGUUGUGACUGGCCCGACCAAGUACCCGAUUGUGAUGCCGAAAAGUUCUUAGGAUUUAGUUGCCCGCCCGAACCAAAAGUUGCUGGCUUGGGACAGGCUGAAAUUCGAUUUUAUCGGUCACCGAACAGUUGUCAAAAAUAUUUCGUUUGCUUGGAAGGAAGACCACGGAUGUACAAUUGUGGCGAAGGGAAUGCAUUUAACGAUUUGAUUAAUGGAUGCGAUGGAGCCGAAAACGUUACUAAUUGUGAUUCGUUCGAAGCGAAACAAGACAAAGUGAAGCCGGUGCAGUUAAAGUUACCAUCAACAACGAGCAAAGGAAUUACGGCAGUUAGAACAACCACUUCAAAGGCAACGACAACUAAAAAAUACAUUUCAACCACAACCACAGGUUCUCCGAAUCGUGGAACAACAUCACGACGUGGUAGUGUCAAAUUUUGAUUCGAUUAUGAAAAGUAAUUUCAAAUAAAAAAAUGUGUAUGACGAUUG
Bradysia coprophila is the source of this 1191-nucleotide messenger RNA. RefSeq names its product protein obstructor-E-like. Gene Ontology annotation, molecular function: chitin binding. Gene Ontology annotation, cellular component: extracellular region. The record is from RefSeq and is a predicted model, not a curated record. NCBI's taxonomy places the organism in Eukaryota, Metazoa, Arthropoda, Insecta, Diptera, Sciaridae.